GCUGUUUAACGGGGCAGAGCUUCAGUUUGGGAAGUUCUGUGUGCGGGUGGAUAGUGUGAUGGCUGCACCACAAUGUGUGUGUGCCUAACCCCGCUGAGCCGCACACUUACAGAUGGUUAAGAUGGCAAAUUCUACAUUGUCUAUGUUUUACCAUAAUAAUAAUGACAAUAAUCAUAGUAAAGAGGUUGUGCUCGCUCUCUGGCUGGGUUUUUCAUCUCUGACGCAACGAAAACAAAGCAAACAGGUGUGGGGCAGGGCAGCCUGCGAAAGCCAAGGGGCCGCCUCGUCCCCGCGGAGGAGCCCAGCUCCCGCCCCAGGGACAAUGACCAUCGGACGCAGCGGCCACCCCCACCUGGCGCCGCCCAGCGUCCCCUCUCCGGACCUGCCGGCAGCGUUUCACGCGUCUCCGAGGGAGCAGCCGGCUGCGCGCUGCCCAGGGACUCAUCUCCGGGCGCCUGAGUCGCCGGCCUGCCCGGCGCCGGGUCAGGGGCGCAGGGGCUUCGGACGCCCCUCUGCAGCCCGAGCUCCGCCGGGGCCAUCGCUGCCGGGCCAGCCGGCGAGGCGGCGCCGACCCCGCAGAGCCCCCGGCCCGCCCGGCGCGCGGGGCACAUGGACGCGCGCGCACCCGAAGCCCCCCACGGGGACGCGCUGCGGGACGCGGCAGAAAAUCUAUUUCAGGAACUUCAAGAACAUUUCCAAGCUCUGAUUGCAACAUUAAACCUCAGAAUGGAAGAAAUGGAAAGUCGCCUUGAGGACUUACAGAAGAACGUAAAUGACUUAAUGGUGCCAGCUGGGAUUGAAGAUUCUAUUCAAGGACAAAUGCACCCACAGUUCAACAACAGUCGAGUCAAUGUGACCCCGUGGCAGGCCCACCAGCGCUAGUCCAAGUGGUCUGCAGGCAUCGCAUCAGACAGCAGACGUUAUCAUGCCUCCACACCACAGAAAACGAAGCUCCAGGAGGCCGCUUAUCAAGGUCCUCAGUAAGCAGCAGAGGCUGCUGUGAAACCAGACAGGGGCCGCAGAGUGUGGUCCCCACCCCCUGUGCUGCCUCCACGCUCCACACGAGCACUUUCUGUUUAGUAUGCACUGGGAAGCGCCCUCCCAUGUGCUGCUGGGACAGGAGAUUCGGAAGAGAAACCUGAGACUGUGGAAGCAGACUACGGAUCCACACGGAUCAAGGAGUCGUGGUUUCUACAGACUCCACAGAAAAAGACAAUUUGAGUACAUUAGAUUACGAUCUUUGGGAGAAUAACAACAGCUCUUACUAUUCACAUUUAAAAGGAAGGCUCCAAAAAUCAUUAUUUUACUGCAUGGUUUGACUAACCAGAAGAAUAAAAAAAUACUUUUUUCUUUAAGUAUGUAUUCUUUCUGAACUCAAAGCUUUGGAUUCUGUUGUGGGUUGAAUUGUGCCCCCUGAAAACUCCUAUAUUGGGAGCCAACUGCCCAGGACCUCCAAAUGUGAUCCUACUUGGAGACACGGCUGUUGCAGAUUAAUCAGUUAAGACGAGGUCAUGCUGGAGUAGAGCCAUCCUUAUCCAAUGACCGGUGUCCUCACAAACAGGGAAGUUUGGACGCAGAAGCACACAUACGGAGAAGGUGUGUGAAGAAGGCCGGGUCAGGGUAGCAGACAGAUCCUCCUGACUCCUGGCCUCCACCCAGUCUGUGGGCCCUCGUAUAGCAGCCCCAGGAAACUCAGAGAUACCACUGCCAAGUGCGCAAGACACCGCAGCCCAGAGGACAUGCACCGCAACUUCACUUCAAUGGUAAAGAUGAAAAUUAAGUUUUGACGACCAAACUCAGUGAUCUAUACAUCAAGUUUCUUAAGAAAUAACCGACUAUGACUGCUCACCACCAUGUAUUUUAUUUAUCUCAGCUAGAUAUUUACAGAUAUUUGCUAACACAGAAAGGCGAUGGCUGGGCA
Equus caballus (horse) is the source of this 1921-nucleotide messenger RNA. RefSeq names its product heat shock factor binding protein 1 like 1 (gene HSBP1L1). The record is from RefSeq and is a predicted model, not a curated record. Gene Ontology annotation, cellular component: cytosol; nucleus. Gene Ontology annotation, biological process: cellular heat acclimation. Gene Ontology annotation, molecular function: transcription corepressor activity. NCBI's taxonomy places the organism in Eukaryota, Metazoa, Chordata, Mammalia, Perissodactyla, Equidae.